Messenger RNA from Triticum aestivum (bread wheat), 1025 nucleotides. RefSeq names its product translation initiation factor eIF-2B subunit alpha-like. The record is from RefSeq and is a predicted model, not a curated record. Gene Ontology annotation, molecular function: translation initiation factor activity; guanyl-nucleotide exchange factor activity. The coding region runs from base 90 to 1025 and encodes 311 amino acids. Gene Ontology annotation, biological process: translational initiation. Gene Ontology annotation, cellular component: eukaryotic translation initiation factor 2B complex. Lineage: Eukaryota; Viridiplantae; Streptophyta; Magnoliopsida; Poales; Poaceae. The transcript has 3 exons.
GGCUCCUCUCCCUGAAUCCUUUAGCUGCAACAAUAACCGCUGCUUCGCUGCAAGAUCGUGUUACUGCUUCUACCUCCGCCGCGUCGACAAUGGCCGAGACAGAGACGCCACGAAUCGCCGGAUGCUUGGACCGGUGGAAGAAAGACGGGGCCGACGAGGCCGUGGCGGCGGUCAUGGCGCUCGCCGACGCCGUCCGGUCCAGCAAGGCCGACACCAUGGCGGGGCUCCUAGCCGAGGUCAAGGCGGCCGCGGAGGAACUCAAGUGUCUAGAUAGCGAGCCGUACGGCGCGCUCUCGGCGGCCUGCGACAUGUUCGUCCGGUACAUGCGUCGCGGCGGCGCCGUCGCCGAUGAUCAGCCAGCCCAGUUCCCCGCCCUCAAACGCCGCCUGGUCAGCCGUGCCAUCAGAUUCGGGGACAUCUGCCGAGGCGCGCGCGGGGCCAUCGCGACGCUCUGCCAGGACUUCUUGCUGGACGGCUGCACCGUGCUGGUGCACGGCUACUCGCCGCCCGUGCUCGACGCUCUCCGGCUGGCCGGCACCAGCGGCAAGCGCCUCCUGGUCCUAUGCACCGAGGGUAGGCCGGACGGCGCGGGGCUGAGGCUGGCCGGGGAGCUCGCAGCGGCCGGGGUACCGGCGACGGUCCUGCUCGACUCGGCGGUGGCCUACUCAAUGGCCCAGGUCGACGUGGUGCUGGUAGGCGCUGACUUGGUCACCGAGACGGGCGGCGUGGUCGGCGCCGUUGGCACGUACCAGGUCGCCCUGGUGGCUCGCGCCAUGGGCAAGCCUGUCUAUGUGGCAGCAGAGAGCUACAAGUUCGCAAGGCUGUAUCCGCUGGGACAGAAAGACAUCGAGCAGCGCGGUGGCCGAGCCGUGGACUUCGGCGACGUGCCAGUGCCGGCCGGCGUGGACGUCGAGGCGCCGGCGAGGGACUACACCCAGUCGAAGUACCUGGAGCUUCUGAUCACGGACCUCGGCGUGCUACCGCCGGCGGCCGUUGGAGACGUGCUCCUCCAGCUCUCCAUGUAA